Messenger RNA from Naegleria fowleri, 1026 nucleotides. RefSeq lists its product as uncharacterized. Gene Ontology annotation, biological process: GPI anchor biosynthetic process. Gene Ontology annotation, cellular component: endoplasmic reticulum membrane. The record is from RefSeq and is a predicted model, not a curated record. Bases 1 to 1026 code for a protein of 341 amino acids. Lineage: Eukaryota; Heterolobosea; Eutetramitea; Acrasida; Naegleriidae. The transcript has a single exon.
AUGAUGAUCAACAACACCUCAGAAGGAUCGUCAUCUUCCCGACUAAACAAGCCUCAACAACACGUUCAGCAAAAUCCUCUUCGUCUGUUAUCAACUAUGAGCCCCUACCAUAAAUUUCUAAUGACACAAAUCAUCACGAGUUUAAUUUUUGUCAUUUAUUUUGCUCUUCGGAUGAUGCAAUCUUUUAGCAAGUCAAGUUUGUCUUCGGAUAAUCCUACUGAUGAUGAUUACUGGAGAGUGGAAUCUUUCUUGGUGAAGGGGUACUACUCGGAAACAAUUGCAGGAUUUAUUGUUGUUCUCAUACCUAUUUACAUGUUUAUUACUUUGGUUGGCAUAUUUGCCAAAAGGAAACCAUCACACAACAACACCACUUCAUCCGAAUUACUUUUAAAACACAUUGCCAAAUAUUUUGGAACAAUUGCACUCGGAUCAUGCCUUUUAUUAGCGGUUGUUGUUUUGUUUGGAUUCACACCUUUCCUAAGAAUUAACUCCUCAAAUUCUGCAACAUUUCAAUCGGCUAGAAGUGAAAUUGUUGCAUCAGCCACCAAGGAAAAUACUAAUGAAAAUUGGAUUUGCACAAAGCUUGUUCCUAGCUCUAUGAUUAACUCGGAUGAUAUUGUUGUGUUUGCGUUCAUGUCCAAAUGCUACGCUUUUUCUAUUGGAGAAAUUAUUAGAUGCCUGUUGUGGUGCCUACUCUCUAGUUUAAUCAUUUUUGUCCAACCUUUGUGCAGUCUUUCUCAAUGGACUGACAUUGUGGAUACUGUUAAGUUAGUUGCAUUGGAAAAAACCACACGAUUGACCAACCUCAAAAUUGAUUUUCAAGCUGUGACAUUAUUGCGAAAAUUCGUAAUUGUUCAUGCUGUCUGCAUUUGGAUCAGCGGGUUUGUUAUUCCUCUAGACUGGGAAAAAGACUGGCAGUAUUUUCCUAUUUGUACAACCGUUGGGCUUAUUAUUGGAACUUUGUUAAAUUUAAUUCUUUAUGUCAGAAACAUGAAAUAUGUCACACUAUCAGACAAAGAAGACUAG